GAUGGGGCAGUGGUCUGGUCAGUAGUGGGAUCAACGAUGGGCCAGCGGUGGGACAGUAAUGGGGUCAAUAAUGUGUCAGUGAUGGUCAGUGCUGGGUGAUGGGGUCAGUGAUGGGUCAGAGAUGGGGUCAGUGCUGGGGUCAGCGAUGGAUCAGUGGUGGGUCAGUGAUGGUCAGCGAUGGUGGUCAGUGGUGGGGUGGGUACCGUGUGUUCAGGACGUGCAGCCAUGAGGUGGGGGCAGCGAUCAGCUGGGUGAAGCAGUUUCUAUUUGUGCACCAUGUGUGGGUGCCGAGUCGUUUGGAGCGAUGGGGGGAUGCAGGCAGGAUGGGUGUCCUGUGUCAGGGUCCAGGGUGGGGAAGUGGGGUUGCCGCGGGGCCCUGGACAGACGUGUCAUUCACACCAGGGAAGCAGAACCAGGCUCUGUGGUUGGUCAUGAGCCUGGGCUGCUUCCUGCCGUGCUGCUGCGCAGGCACCGAGGGCGCAGGAGCCGGCAGAGCGGGCAGGUGAGAAGAAUGGGCUCGGUGUCAGAGGAGCUCAGCUUGGUCCCCCUGCACCAGAGGCCGGAGCUGCUGGAAGCCUGUGCCGAGCUGCUGCGCGAGGAGUGGGGGAAGAGCCGGGCGUCGCGGCUCCACACGCUCCAGCGCUCCUCGGACUCCUUUCCCAUCUGCCUGCUGCUGCUGCGAAGCCGGGGCCCCACCGAGAUCCCUGGCCCCCGGGAGGGUCCCUGCCAGCUGGUGGGCCAUGUCCGACUCUCCCGCGUGGUCGGCCGUCCCCGUGACCUCUACGUGGAGAGCGUGGUGGUGGCCCGGGCGCUGCGGGGCCAGGGCUAUGGGCGGCGGCUGAUGGAGGCCACUGAGCGGUGGGCCCGGGCCCAGGGGUUUGGCUGCCUGCACCUCACCACCCACGACAAGCAGCAUUUCUAUGCCCACCUGGGCUACGUCCUGGGUGAGCCGGUGCAGAGCGUGGCCUUCCUCAGCCCUGCCAUAUCCUCCGAGGUGCUGCGGCUCUUCUCUGCCCCUCCUGGUGCUGCCAUCACCAUCAGGCCAAGGGUACCCUCUGCCCCCCCGCCUCCCCUCCCACCCCUCACUGUCCCACCACCACCCCCUCCACCGACUGUGAUCUGGGCGAGGGGUGUCCUGGCUGAGAACAGCAAGCAGAGCCUCCUGAAAACCCCCCACCGCGACGCCAAAGGGCUCCCCAUCUUCUGGAUGAAGAAGGACAUCUGAGGGGCUGGGGCCCCAAGACGGUGAU
Pipra filicauda (Wire-tailed manakin) is the source of this 1250-nucleotide messenger RNA. RefSeq names its product N-alpha-acetyltransferase 80, NatH catalytic subunit (gene NAA80). The transcript is spliced from 2 exons. NCBI's taxonomy places the organism in Eukaryota, Metazoa, Chordata, Aves, Passeriformes, Pipridae. Gene Ontology annotation, cellular component: cytoplasm. Gene Ontology annotation, biological process: protein acetylation. Gene Ontology annotation, molecular function: N-acetyltransferase activity; acetyl-CoA binding. Bases 305 to 1225 code for a protein of 306 amino acids. The record is from RefSeq and is a predicted model, not a curated record.